Molecule: messenger RNA, 1696 nt
Organism: Pangasianodon hypophthalmus (striped catfish)
Lineage: Eukaryota; Metazoa; Chordata; Actinopteri; Siluriformes; Pangasiidae
Gene: txndc15
Product: thioredoxin domain containing 15
Exons: 5
Coding region: 543-1559 (338 amino acids)
Biological process (GO): cilium assembly
Cellular component (GO): cilium
Source: RefSeq, a predicted model, not a curated record
CGGACCAGCGAUAGGAAUAGGUUCAACUCACUAAUAAGAGUGAAUCUUUCGGCUCCAAACGGCUCAUUCCUAUAUAUUUUCCUAAACCACACAAAAUUUUAUUUUGACCAGUGAUUAUUCGCCUCUUCUUGACUACGGCUGACAUUAUUUAAUGAAAUCUUACUUUACUUUAUAAUUAAUAACAUAUCGAUUACUUUUCAAAUCAUCUCCGUUAUGAUGCCUCAUGCAUCUGAGAGUCAAACACACAUCUCACUGUUCACACUAACGAGCAGCGCAGAUGUGUAGAGGUUUUCAUUACACCGUGAGUGUAACCUCAUUGCUUUCAAAUGCAAAUCAAAUGACUCGUAUAUGAAGUCGGCUCUCAACGUUCACCUAAAAGAGCCGAUUCAAAGAGCCGAUUCGCCGGUGAACGACACUUCACUGUUGCGGACUACAGUGAGACAUUAGCGUUAGCAUUAGCAUCAGGUGAAUGAUGGACAGGUGCAAACGCGCAGUUUUAUUGCUCCACUUGUGCAGAUGAGGAGAUUAAUGUGCAGCUGAACAUGACCUCUAUCACAGAAACACUAAGAGGAAUUUUACUUGCGUUGGUUUUUAUUUUUGGUAUGAUUCAUAUUUCAUUAGCAACUCCAUCAGGUGAAGGUGUGACUCCUGGAUCUGAAAUUCCUGAUGGAUUAGAUUCCUAUUACGGACAGACUGCAGAGGACUCAGAGUCUCUGUCUCAGAGACAGUUUAAGACAGCAGAAAUCGCAGACGCUGUUCUGGGGACGGAGCUGUCUGAAAACACAGCUGGGAUUGAAGCUCUUAUUCCUAAAAGCCUGAUCUCUACACCAUGUGAGAAGGAAGUGACAGAGGAGGAUGUGGUAAUGGAGGAGGAGGUGAAGGAGGAGGAAGAGGUGAUGGAGGAGGUGGCAGUGAUGGAGGAGGAGGUUGAGAUGAAGCAGGAAAGUCCAUCAGGAGGUGACGAGCAGAACUCCACAGAAACUGCAAAGACAUACAAAGUGAGCUGUGAUAAAAGGAGCAUCACUGGACUUGAUACCUUCACAGUGCAGGUUCUCAACGCAUCACAGGACCUGAUGGACUUCCUGAACUCGAACAGCUCUGAAUGCUCUUUGGUUCUCUUCUACACUUCCUGGUGUCAGUUCUCCGCCCACCUCGCUCCUCACUUUAACGCUCUGCCAAGAGUUUUUCCCAUCAUGCAUUUCCUCGCUCUCGAUGCCUCACAACAUAGCAGUUUGUCAACGCGCUUCGGGACUGUUGCUGUUCCCAACAUUUUGCUGUUUCAGGGUGCGAAACCAAUGGCACGUUUUAACCAAACAGAGAGAACGCUCGAGACACUAACAGCCUUCAUCACUAAUCAAACAGGGUUUGAGGCAGUUGUGGGUCAGAUGGUGAUGGAGGAUGAUCAUGUUGGUCCUUUACUCAGCGUCCCAGUGAGGAGCAUCGACUGGCUUUUUGUGUUCAGUGUCAUGUUUUUAUCUGUGUUCAGUUUGUAUGCCAUCCUGCGGACCGACAGCAUCCGGCUGCUCAUCCCCGGCCACGAACAUGACCACCAGGACUGACUGUUAUUAUUAUUAUCAUUAUUACAGUGUUGUAUGUACAAACCAUUUCUAAAUCUGUGAAUUUGGGUCAAAUGGAUGUUUUAGAAUAAACAUAAUCACGUAAUAAAUAAACAAUAAAAAUGACAAUAAUAGCUUAA